Tarenaya hassleriana is the source of this 1476-nucleotide messenger RNA. Its product is annotated as BRCA1-A complex subunit BRE. Gene Ontology annotation, cellular component: BRCA1-A complex; BRISC complex. Gene Ontology annotation, biological process: double-strand break repair. The transcript is spliced from 14 exons. Lineage: Eukaryota; Viridiplantae; Streptophyta; Magnoliopsida; Brassicales; Cleomaceae. The record is from RefSeq and is a predicted model, not a curated record. Bases 149 to 1288 code for a protein of 379 amino acids.
AUGAGUGAGAGUGCGCGCUGCGCGUGUUUCCGCUGGCAUCGCCAUCCUCUCCGCAACCGUGCUCCGUCGCGUCACCAGAUUUCGCCGGCAGUUUCACCUCCACGCGCGUGAGAACCACCGCAGACUAUCUUGUUACGGAGAUCCUGCCAUGGCGUUCGAAGGAUUUCCUCCUUUGAUCGCCGCUCAGCUCCAUUACCUCCUCAAUCACUCUCCUGAUUCCGUCAAGAUUGAACAAGUUUGGUCCGGUAACAAGUAUAAUCCUAAGAUUCUCGAUCGCUUUAGUUUAGUUAUACCUUACUGUUUGGACACAAUCAAAUGGGAUGUUCUAUAUUAUUCGGAGUGUCCAAUGGCUCCACCGGAUGUAAUUUUUGGACCAGAUGAUGAAGAUUUUCAUCCAUGUAGUUCUGCUGCUCUUGAUGGAGGUCUAGCAGCUCCGGUAAAAAAGGUUUUCUCAGAAUGGAACAGCGAGGACUCGACACGGCUGCUUGUUCUCAUUCAGGGAUUGAGGGAUCAAUAUGCGAUUUACCAGAGAAGGCUGGUGGGGCAGGUUGACGAUGAUCGGUUGAAGUUUGAGAUUAGCACCAUAUUAUCUCGUGAGGGAAUCGAAAUGCAGCUGAUUUCAGGUGUUGACAAGCCAGAGGAGGUAAAGUUCUCUGUACAUUUAAUGAUGGACGUGAACGUAAACAAAAUGGUUGUUGGGUGUCCAUGGAAGCAUCAGCAAAAGAUAUAUCUUCAGGUCCUAUACCCAGUUGUUCGAAAGUAUGAAUCAACACCAUCGGCACCUCGGCUGAAAUUAGUAUCAUCUUCUGAUCUUAAAACAUUGUUCUCCGUUGAGGAUGUCAAACUUACUGCAUGGAUGGAUGGGAUGUGCUUAGCCGAAUAUCUACCCCAUCUUGAAGAAACCCUCGAGAGACAGGUCUUGGAAGCGGUUUCUUUAAUCAAUGUCAGAAGAAGUUUUAUCGAGGCAUUGGCACUUUUUUUCGGGAGACCUCUUGAAGCUGAUACAAUAUUCUGCAGAAAGGCUACUUUUCUUGCCGCCUCAGGGACUUUUGGUUUCCUGGUUCACUUCUUUCUUUCAACUCAAUUCCCCAAGCAGCAACCAGCUCUGAUGCUGCAGAGUUUUCAGCAUCUAAACCAAGCGGGUGUGCCAAUAAAAUCGAAUCUCACCGAUUACCCAUGGAGUCCGCGAUGGGAAGCGGCCCGCAUGGCUGAGCGGCUAUAUGAAUUCUUGACCGAUGAGGCUCUGAACUUCAAAAAAUACUGCAAUGAAGCUCAUCUCCAACCCUAGAGGCCAAGUUAUAUAUUCUCAAAGGCACCAGAGACAGAGAUUACUCUACUUCUCUGUAAGUUUCAUCCUGAUCUUAAACGGGUUUCUUUCAGCAUUAUGUAAAUCGAAACCUUGGAUAUGCUGAAUGCUCUUCUUUUCGUGAUAGAAUUACUUUGCGAUGCAAUGGGGGAUAUCCGCCUUUUGUUUGA